Messenger RNA from Ramularia collo-cygni, 417 nucleotides. RefSeq names its product related to MGMT family protein. Gene Ontology annotation, molecular function: catalytic activity. The coding region runs from base 1 to 417 and encodes 138 amino acids. The record is from RefSeq and is a predicted model, not a curated record. Gene Ontology annotation, biological process: DNA repair. The transcript has 5 exons. NCBI's taxonomy places the organism in Eukaryota, Fungi, Ascomycota, Dothideomycetes, Mycosphaerellales, Mycosphaerellaceae.
AUGCCUCGCUCAGAAGAAGCUGCCUCGUGGUACUCUGCCGUCUACAGAGCGGUACGAGAGAUCCCAGCUGGAAGUGUCACUUCGUACGGCCACAUUGCACUACUUCUCGGAUACCCUGAACGCCCACGCCAGGUGGGUAUGUGUUUGAAAUACCUGCCAUCCGCGACGGAUCAGCCCGGUGCUCGCCACAAUAGCGAUACCGUUCCGUGGCAGAGAGUCAUCAAUUCGAAAGGAGUCAUUUCACCCAGAGGAGUCAACGGAGCAGCCCYUCAAGAAGCAGCUCUCAUACAAGAGGGCAUCACUGUUGGGCGUGGAAGCUUAGGCGAACGUAUAGUUGACUUUGACGUUUUCGGUUGGUUUCCUGCCAGGCUGCCUUCGGAAGAAGGUGAAGCUGAGGAUGAGGAUGGAUCCGGCUAA